AUGAGUUCCAAAUUCAUCAUUGAUAGCAUGCUGCCAAAGUACCACCAACAAUUCCAUCAUCAACAAUUGUUCCAAAGUCCUGUAAGCACAUCUUCCAUCGAGGCCAGUCUCGCUUCCGUCGUCAACUACAGCUCCUCCGGGUCGCCUAGUGGUUCUUCUCCUCAACACUCGAACAGCAGCGCUUCUUCGACUUCCCCAGCCUCCAGAAUGUACCCCUACGUGUCAGCCGCUACCGCCGCUGCUCAUCAUCACCACCAGCAGCAGCAGGCCGUAGCUGCAGCUGCGUUUGGUGCUGCAGCAGCUUCAGGGAGCAUGGUCCCCGGGGGCUUUCCCACGGCCAGCACCGCUGCCUUGGCAGCUGCCGCUGCAGUAGACGCUGCCACAGACAAGUCUUGCAGGUACACGGCAGGCCUAACGGGUAACGUGGCCCCUUCGGAUUCGAUGGUGAAUUACACUUUGGGGCACCACCAUCAGAAUGGGGCUGCGGUUUCGGCAGCUAGCUCGGUGAGUGCCGCCUCAGCUUCGAUGGCGGUGGCUGCCCAAUUCUACCACCAAGCAGCCAGUGCCGUGGUCGACCCAUUGAAUUCCUGCUCACAAUCUACGGCUCCCGGCGGACAACCGAUUCCUGAUAUUCCUAGAUAUCCCUGGAUGUCAAUCACAGGUGCAGCUGGCGCAGCUAUGUAG
This is a messenger RNA of Phaedon cochleariae (mustard beetle), 684 nucleotides long. The record is from the annotation of a GenBank genome assembly. Lineage: Eukaryota; Metazoa; Arthropoda; Insecta; Coleoptera; Chrysomelidae.